CUGUGGUCAGUGACAUCACGGGACAAAAGCUCUUCCUCAUUCAAAGUGACUCACUGACGUUUCAGCCAUACAAGGUUGUUGGUAAGCUUUUAAAUUUGGAGAAAUGUCCUGUAAGUGAGGUCGGCACUAAGAGUUGUGCUUAGUUCAAGGAAGUAAAAAAUACAAUGGCUCCUUUGAUGUUUAAGGAUGCUUUCUGGGGGUCUGACAUCACUUGCCACGCUGGGUAUGAAGCCGUGACCCAAAGGUUACGAGAUGGAAGGCAAAUGUGCAAAGAUGUGGAAGAGCUAUUGAAGAUGAGGGCACUGGCAGAGGAAAAGUAUGGAAAGGAACUGGUGACUAUUGCUCGCAAAGCUGGAGGACACAUAGAGAUAAGCACUUUGAGGGCAUCAUUCGAACAACUAAAAACUCAAAUUGAGAACAUUGGAAACUUUCACAUCCAACUAUCUGAUAUAUUGAAAGAGGAGGUGAAAAAGAUUGAGAGUUUCAGAGAACGUCAGAAAGAGCAGAGGAAGAAGUUUGAAAGCAUCAUGGAGAAGGUUCAAAAGAAAAAAGUUUCAUUCUUCAAGAAGACCAUGGAGUCUAAGAAGAACUAUGAGGUGAAGUGCAAGGAGGCCGAUGAGGCAGAGCAGGGGGCUGAGAAAACAAAUGCUACGUCCAAAAACCCUGAAAAGGUACGUCACAAGAUAAAGCAAUGCAGGCAGGCGGCCAAUGAUGCUGAGAAGGUGUAUUUUAACAACAUUGUUCAACUAGAAGCUGUUCGCCAGGACUGGGAGGGGACACACAAAAGUACAUGCGAGGUGUUCCAACAGUUGGAGGGAAAUCGCAUCAGCAUGCUCAGGUGUGCUCUCUGGGACCACUGCAAUCAUUUCUCCAUGCAAUGUGUCAAAGAUGAUGAGUCUUACGAGGAGGUGAGGAAAUUUCUGGAACAGUGUGACAUUACCAAAGACAACAACUCUUUCAUAGAAAUGAAAGGCACUGGAUUGAAGCCACCAGAGCCCAUAGUGUUUGAAAGCUAUUACAAGACGGGGACAGUCAGGGACAACAAUGGCCAAGCUCAUUCUGUAGGAGGAGAAGAAGAUCCCUCAAAGAGGUGUUCUGAUCCCCUGCUUGGAAGGUCUCUGAACAUUGGCAUGGACAGUCCACUCAGCCCACGAUCUACACUGUCAUCCAUUGGAGAAUUUCAGCUUUCAGAUGACGGAUAUGCACCCCUUCCAUGCAUUCACCAAGAAGUGCCACUGUCCACGGGUCCACCUGAUGAAAUCUUCUAUGUUGUGCUUUAUCAAUACACUGCAAAGGAAGAAGAUGAGCUAUCUGUGAGCCGAGGAGAAGUAGUUCGAGUGCUGGACCAAGAACAAAAUGGGUGGUGGACGGUGGAGAGGAAUGGGUUUAGUGGACUGGUGCCAGGAAAUUAUCUAGGCAAAAUUUAAACAUGUACGCAAAUACAGUAAUUUUCUUUAUAUCUCAGGAGAAAUUCAAUUUAUUUAUAGUAAUUUCAUGAAAAAGAACCGUAAAUCCAAUUCUUACUUGCCUGCCCCUUUACCUUAAAAAAGUAGUUCACAAAAUGUGGGUGGGCUAUUUCACUGAUAAUAUGCAACUUUAUUUAAGUAAAAUGCUAUGUGCAUCAUUUUUUAUCGUUAAUAUAAUUAAUCAAAUUAAAUACUGUGGGGGGUGGGGGGGUUAUAGCUUAUGAUAUAGAGCAUGCAAAAAAAAAGAACUUUGAGAACCACUGCCUUACAAUGAGUUUUAUCAUAAAAUGCAAUAAUUUAUGUUAUUGGUAUCUGAUUUUUGCCCCCAGAAUGACUGGUUUUGGGGGACAAACACACUGUGAUUGUGUAAACACAAUUGUGCCCCCACAACAUGCGUGGUAUACACAGAACAACAGUUGCAAAUGCAAGAAAGUAGACACAAAGAAUGUCAACACAUCAAAACAGAUGUCUCAUAUGCUUAAAAACUUGCACGCUUGCAAAGACACACACCAAAGCGAACACAUGCCACACACAAUACAGCCUACAGACACACACAUUUUUGCCAGGCUUUUUUUCCCAAGUGCUCUUACAAUACUGGCUAACAUGAAAAACUAACCAAAAACCUGAACUAAAAAAGAUCAUUUAGUAAGCAGUAGACUACCUAAGCAAUUAAUGCAAGUUAAAGGAAAUGCAUUCACCAGCUUAUAUCAGCCUCAUUGUUUAAACUGGUUUGGAUAAUCAGUAUAGCUAUACUGUUUAUCUCAUCUUUAGUUCCUAUACUUGUAAUAUAUGACUAAAGAAUGGUUAGCCAUCUACUUUAGAAAACCAAUGAAGAAUUUUAAAAUUCCCUUCAUUCAGUCAAGUUACCAUGUUUUCAACAUGAAUCUGUAUGUUACUAAUAGUAGCAAACUAGUACUGCACCAGUACAUUCUAAGCACUGUAACAUCACAUACUUUUUUCAUUAAAAUUUGAACUUAAAUGACUUGUGAUAAGAUGAAUCAUCUUAUUCAUCUCAAAUGACAAGAAAACAGAAUGAGUACCAUGUGUAAACCACCAGUGACUGCUAAGUUUAACAGCAUUAAGCAGCCACAUAUAUACAGCGGAAAUGUAUAUGCUUCUGGCUGUCAAUCCUUCUUUGUUUAGAAAUGCAGUUUGUGACUAAACUAUGACAUAGUCUUUUAAAUCAUCCAUUUAUUUGGUGCACAUGUGAGCUGGUGAAAAUAGAGGGCUGGAUUUCUAGGAAAAGGAAGGUUUUCAUAGAACUCUAUGCUGUCCUUAACAACUGAGUACAAAUUAUGAUUCACUACCUUGUAGAAUCACCUUUAGCAGCAAUAACAUGAAGUAAUCGUUUUUAUACUUCAUCCGUUUCUCACGCUGUUGUUGAAGACUCAUCGUUACAACAUUGCUUCAGUUCAUUUAGGUUUGUGAGCAUUUGCUCACACACAGGUCUCUUAAGGUCCAGCCACAGCAUUUCAGUCAUGUUGAGGUCUGGACUUUGCAACAUAUUUUCUAUUUCAGCCAUCCUGCUUAUGUGUUUGGGAUCAUUAUCCUAUUGCAUAGCCCAGUUUUGGCCAAGAUUUUGCUGUCGGACAGAUGGCCUCACUCUUGACUCUGGUGUUCUUUGAAAUACAAUGGCUGCAAAAUGAGCCCAAAUUAUCAGCCCUCCAAAACCAUGCUUAACAGUGGUAUGGGGUGUUUGUGCUGAUGCGCAGUUGGCUUCCAAUAAAUGUGCCCCUUUGCAUUAUGACUAGGCAUCUCUCUUUGGUCUUGUUCUGGAGGUCUUUUGGUUUGCUCAAAUACAACUUUGCAAACCUAAACUAUUAUUCCAUCUUCUCCCUACAAUUCUUCCAAACAAGCCAUACUCGUUCAGGAAUUGUACUGUCAGGAACUUAGAUAUAACACCCUAAAUGAGGAAUGUAGCUCUUGGCCUUUUGCAAUUUUUCUAAGUACUGCAUGGUCAGACUUUGGGUGAAAUUGCUGGGGAAUUUACUAGAUGUGGUCUUGUAGCGUUAACAUAACAAAACUAAAUGCUCCAAAUUAGUAAUCUGCCAAAACUUCUUCUUUUACAGAGGUGGUCACACUUGCUGAUGAUCAGUUGCAUUUGAUUAGCAGCACCAGGCUGAUAAUUACCCACUGUGUAAUGUGUUUUUCACAGGACUGCAUAAAAUCCUGCAAAAACGUUCCUUUUCAUAUGACUGUAGUAAUCAUCAUUUAUAUCUGCUGUACAUAAAAGUUUUUCUGUAAACCUCCCACAGACCAUCAGCUACAAAAGUAGCACAUACAGAUGAACAAACUACUAGAAUAAACUAUUUUUAUGCUUGUCAAGUGACGGCACAUUUAAACAUGUUUAAUAUAAUUCCAUGCGCCUGAUGAUAUAGCCAUAUGAUAUUGCUUGUUUAAGUACUUUGUGUCGGUUUGGGUUUUUUUGGUAGCAUAUUUACUGUCACGUGAAAAAAAAAAUUAAAAGAAUCCAGUUGAGGUGUA
This is a messenger RNA of Maylandia zebra (zebra mbuna), 3950 nucleotides long. Its product is annotated as proline-serine-threonine phosphatase-interacting protein 1. Gene Ontology annotation, biological process: actin filament polymerization. NCBI's taxonomy places the organism in Eukaryota, Metazoa, Chordata, Actinopteri, Cichliformes, Cichlidae. The record is from RefSeq and is a predicted model, not a curated record. Gene Ontology annotation, molecular function: actin filament binding. Gene Ontology annotation, cellular component: cytoplasm; actin filament; plasma membrane.